Molecule: messenger RNA, 954 nt
Organism: Morchella sextelata
Lineage: Eukaryota; Fungi; Ascomycota; Pezizomycetes; Pezizales; Morchellaceae
Exons: 4
Coding region: 1-954 (317 amino acids)
Source: RefSeq, a predicted model, not a curated record
AUGCUGCUGGAGCUUCCUCUCGAGCUGCUCCAGAAAUGUAUUCACUUCGCAAUAUUCCCCCAUACUGAAGGUACCGCGGUUAUAACCAACAUACCCCCCACGCCCCAGAACAAGAAAGCUCUCCAGUCGCUCCUCCUCACCUGCCGAGCCCUCUCCUCCGCCACCUUUUCCUACUCAUUCUCCUCUCUCUCACUCUCGUUCGGGGACAUCCGCGCACGCCUCCUCCCCCUCCUCCCUGCCCCCAUCCUCGGCGCCUUUGUCCGGCAGCUCAACGCCUCCGGCACGUUAUCUGCCAAACACGAGCGGUUUCGGAAGUGGGCCAAUGCAAUGACAACGACAUCUACACCGCAGCCCUCCACCGUCUUCCUGCACCUCCACACCCUCAAGGCCCUGUCCACCAACCAUUUCGACGACCUCCCUGCCGCGCUACCCGCCUGGCCGCUCACAUCGCUCUCCCUGUGGGGCAUCCCCGUCGCCCACGAACUGCUGUCGCCGUUCCUCAAGGAGCACGCGGGUACCCUGCAGGAGCUGGGGCUCGCCUUCUGGCGCCGCUACACGAGGGGCGAUGUUAUGGAGCUCCCGAAGAUGCCGUGCCUGCGGAGGGUGAAGCUGUUUGCGGCGCUUGCUGGGCGCAUCCGGGAGAUGCAGGGGCUCGACAUUGGUAGGCUGGAGAGGGUGCAGAGGGAGCAGGCGGCAAUGGAUAGGACGGUGGCGGAUACGAAGGGGGGGAGGGGAUUGAGAGGGAUAGAUUGGCGAGUUCGGCCGGAGGUGGUGAAGCAGGAGAUAGACGUGCCGGGGGAGGCGCGGCGAGAGGUGGAGGUGGUGUAUGAUCUGUCGUAUAUGGAUGUUUGGAGUGACGGGCUCACGUUCGAUGUGGAGAGGAAUGGAGAGGUGGUCAGGGUGUUGGUGGCAAGAUGUGCGAGCUUGAAGACGGUGACGUUUUCGGGGGCGUAG